UCAGCAGCAGCAGUGGCAUCUCGAUGAAACUGGAAAUAAAGUAGUAUAGUUUGACCUUUUUACAGCUCCAGACAUUUGUCCAAAAAUAAGGGCUGUUUUUUACAGUAGAGAGAGAGGAAAGUGGGAAGAAGGAUAUGUGGUGGAGUAUUCGAAGCCUUACAAAUAGAUGAAACCAAAAUAGUAGAAGAAAAGAGUUUUAGUUUUAGUUGACUAAAUAAGAGCAAUCACUAGACUAAAUAAGAGCAAUCACUAGCUAGAAAGCUGUUCUUUCUUCUUCUGCUUCUGUCAUCUCCUUCUUUCUUCUUAUUUAGUCAAUCAAAAAGAAAACAAACAUGCAGAGAAGAAGAAACAAUGAGUUGAUAAAUUACAUUUUAAUGGUGAUUUAAAGAAAAGUUUAUACUUCUUUUACGUCUUCUUUGUGUUCUAAGUGAUAACAGUAAGGGAGACGGAUUGAGAACAAAGAGCUAAGCUUUUUUACAGUUUUGCUUGCCCUUCUUUCUCUUUCUUUCUCUCAGAGAAAAACCCCCCAAGUUUUGUGAGUUACAUUUUGGGGUUCAGGGUUCAUUUUGGAGGAGUGGGUGAGGGAGUGAGUGAGAGUGAUUUAAGGAGGAGUGUGGUGGGGAGAGAGAUUUUGGGAGGAGAGAUUUGAGGAGAAAAGAUAGGAGGAGAGUGUGUGUUAGGAAAAUUUGAUGAGUAGUUUUGGGGGUUUCUUUGAUAACAGUUCUACUACUACUGCUACUACAACUACUACUGGUGGUGGUGGUGGUGGAGGAGGAGGAGUAAGGGUAGUGUCUGAUAUACCAUUAAACAAUAUGCCUACUGGUGUCAUUUCUCAGUCAAGAGUUGUAAAUCAUAAUCACCAUCAUCAUCAUCCUUAUCAUAAACCUGCUGCUGUCUUCAAGUCUCCUGGACUUUCUCUUGCUCUUCAAACUAACAAUAUGGAUGGACAUGGAGGAGGAGGAGAUAGGUUUGGGGAAAAUCUAGAUGGUGGAAGUGGUUUAUUAGGUGGUGGUGCAAGAUUAUUAGGUGGUAGAGAAUUAGAUGAAUAUGAAAGUAGAUCUGGUAGUGACAAUAUGGAUGGUGCUAAUUCUGAUGAUCAAGAUACUGAUAAGCCUCCUCGUAAGAAACGUUAUCAUCGACAUACUCCACAGCAGAUACAAGAGCUUGAAGCAUUGUUUAAAGAAUGUCCUCACCCAGAUGAGAAACAAAGAAAUGAACUCAGUAGAAGACUAGUAUUGGAGGCUAGACAAGUCAAGUUCUGGUUUCAGAAUCGCCGUACUCAGAUGAAGACUCAAAUCGAACGCCAUGAGAAUUCGAUUCUUCGACAAGAGAAUGAUAAACUUAGAGCAGAAAACAUGAAUGUGAGGGAAGCUAUGAGAAACCCAAUGUGCAACAACUGUGGAGGUGCAGCGGUGCUAGGAGAUGUCUCAUUAGAGGAACAACAUCUCAGGGUUGAAAAUGCUCGUCUCAAGGAAGAGUUAGACCGAGUUUGUGCACUUGCCGGUAAAUUCUUAGGAAGGCCUGUUUCUUCUAUUGGUGAUCCAUUGCCUCCUUCAAUGCAAAUAAGUGCAGGAUUAGACCUUGCUGUUGGGAUUAAUGGUGGAUUUGGUGGUAUGAGUGGUGUAAAUCCAAACCUUCUUAUGGGAAAUAAUAAUAAUCAAUUCCGUGGAAGUGGUGGUUCGGGUGGGAUGCCAGCCAUGUCGAUGGUGCCUCAUCAACAACAAUCUAUUUCGUCCGGGGUUGAUAGAUCAGUUGAGAAUUCUAUGUAUUUGGAUCUUGCAAUGGCUGCAAUGGAAGAACUGGUUCGAAUGGCACAGACUAAUGAACCUCUAUGGAUCCCAUCAAGUUUUGAAGGAGGUAAAGAAACAUUUAACCGCGACGAGUACACGAGGAUGUUUGCUCCUUGCAUUGGAUCAAAACCUAAUGGAUUUGUCACUGAAGCAACUAGAGAAACUGGCGUGGUUAUCGUCAACAGCGUGGCCCUUGUGGAGACAUUAAUGGAUGCGAAACGAUACGUGGAUAUGUUCCCUUGUGUGAUUGCGAGAUGUAACACCACCGAUGUGAUCUCUAGUGGUGUUGGAGGAACACGAAAUGGUGCACUUCAGCUGAUGCACGCAGAAUUUCAAGUACUUUCACCACUAGUCCCAAUUCGCGAGGUCAAUUUUCUUCGAUUCUGUAAGCAACAUGCUGAAGGAGUAUGGGCUGUGGUCGAUAUUUCUGUUGAUGCAAACCAGGAAAAUUCAGACACUUCUACGUAUUUGAGUAGAAGACUUCCUUCUGGCUGUGUGAUUCAAGAUAUGCCAAAUGGGUACUGCAAGGUUACGUGGGUUGAGCAUGCAGAGUAUGACGAGAAUUCGAUCCAUCGUAUUUAUCAGCCGCUAGUCAAUGCUGGUUUGGGUUUUGGAGCACAUAAGUGGGUUGCAACAUUACAACGUCAAUGCGAAUGCAUUGCAAUUCUUAUGUCUAAUAUGCCAAUCCGAGAUCAUACUGGAAUCACGCAAAGUGGCCGUAAGAGUAUGUUGAAGCUUGCACAACGAAUGACUCAGAAUUUCUGUGCUGGAGUUUGCCCAUCCAGUGUGCACAAAUGGAACAGACUUUCCGCAGGGAAUGUUGAUGCCGAUGUUAGAGUUAUGACCAGAAAGAGCAUUGAUGAUCCAGGUGAACCACCAGGUGUUGUUUUGAGUGCUGCAACAUCAGUUUGGCUUCCUAUUUCGCCACAGAAACUCUUCGAUUUCUUACGAGAUGAACGUUUACGGAGCGAAUGGGAUAUACUAUCCAACGGUGGGCCAAUGCAACAAAUGUCUCACAUUAAUAAGGGCCAAGAUCCUGGCAACUGCGUCUCUCUUCUUCGUGCUGGCGCCAUGAAUGCUAGCCAGAGUAGCAUGUUAAUAUUGCAAGAGACGUGCAUAGAUGCAUCAGGUUCACUUGUGGUGUAUGCACCAGUUGAUAUACCAGCAAUGCAUGUCGUGAUGAGUGGUGGCGACUCAGCUUAUGUGGCGUUGCUUCCUUCUGGAUUUUCUAUCGUACCUGAUGGUGGACCUAAUCGUCAGUCCAUUUCAAACUGUGCUGAUCCCCCAAACAGCAACAACAAUGACGGCAGCAAUGGCGGUGAAGAUGGCGGUGGUUCUAGCUCGCAGCAGUUGACUAGUGAUGCUGCUGGUCCCGGUGCCAGUGGUUCGUUAUUAACAGUAGCUUUUCAGAUUUUGGUCAACAGUUUGCCAACAGCUAAACUUACUGUGGAGUCGGUGGAGACGGUGAAUAAUCUUAUUUCUUGCACGGUCCAGAAGAUCAAGGCAGCUCUGAAUUGCGAAAACUAGGUCUACAAAAACUAAACCUUUUUUUUUUUUUUGGGUUAUUUUGCUCUUUUUUUUCUUUUCUUCCGAAGUGAGAAAAGAAGAAGAAUAGAGAUAUAUAUAUUAGGAAAAUGAGAACUUCGGAUAGAAUCGGGCCGAGUCAAGAACGCACCAAAGUCCUUAGCGGUUCUGCGAACCAAUUUUGUUAGGGAGGUGGUUCGGGCUUUGACUUGCGACCCGUUAAAAUUGUCUUUGAGAAUAUACAUUGACCGAAGUGUGGUCUCUCUAUAAGAAAAGAAAGAAAAAUCCUGUCAUAGAAAAAGAACCACCACCAGACUUGCUCUUGUAAUGGUUCUUAAUGUAAUGUUGUUUAAUUUUUUGGAUUUUGGAUAUUAGUUUCCAUCUAAUUUAAUCUAGAAACUUUUAAUUA
Molecule: messenger RNA, 3723 nt
Organism: Papaver somniferum (opium poppy)
Lineage: Eukaryota; Viridiplantae; Streptophyta; Magnoliopsida; Ranunculales; Papaveraceae
Product: homeobox-leucine zipper protein ANTHOCYANINLESS 2-like
Exons: 9
Coding region: 690-3317 (875 amino acids)
Biological process (GO): regulation of DNA-templated transcription
Molecular function (GO): lipid binding; DNA binding; DNA-binding transcription factor activity, RNA polymerase II-specific
Source: RefSeq, a predicted model, not a curated record